AUGAUGUCCGAAAUCGCCCAUCCCACUAUCAAAGAUGGCUGGUUCCGCGAGAUCUCGGACAUGUGGCCUGGCCAAGCCAUGAUCCUCAAGGUCAACCAGGUGCUUCACCAUGAGAAAUCUAAAUACCAAGACGUCCUAGUCUUCGAGAGCAGUGACCAUGGCACAGUCCUGGUCCUUGACAAUGUCAUCCAGUGCACCGAGCGGGAUGAGUUUUCUUAUCAAGAGAUGAUCACACAUUUGGCCAUGAACUCUCACCCGGAUCCAAAGAAGGUCCUCGUCAUUGGGGGCGGCGAUGGAGGUGUCCUGCGCGAGGUGGUCAAGCACGAAUCAGUGGAGAAGGCUAUUCUGUGCGAUAUCGACGAAGCUGUCAUCCGCGUCAGCAAGAAAUAUCUCCCUGGAAUGUCCAUUGGGUUUCAACACCCUGCAGUCGAAACCUUUAUCGGAGACGGCUUCAAAUUUCUCGCAGACCGCAAGAACGAAUUCGACGUCAUAAUCACCGACAGUAGUGAUCCCGAGGGCCCUGCAGAGACUCUCUUCCAAAAGCCUUACUUUGAAUUGCUCUACGGGGCAUUGAAAGACGGUGGUGUCAUAACUACCCAAGCCGAAAACCAAUGGCUUCAUUUGCCUCUGAUCACCAAGCUGAAGAAGGAAUGUAAAGAAGUAUUCCCCGUGGUUGAAUACGCUUACACUACGAUCCCUACCUACCCUUCGGGUCAGAUUGGUUUCAUGGUCUGCUGCAAGGACCCCAACCGAAACGUCAAGGAGCCACUGCGAUCCUGGAGCCCCGAGGAAGAAGAGAAACUGUGCAAAUACUACAACAAGGAGAUCCACCGGGCGAGCUUCGUCCUCCCCACGUUCGCCCGAAAGGCAUUGAAGUAG
Molecule: messenger RNA, 879 nt
Organism: Cladophialophora immunda
Lineage: Eukaryota; Fungi; Ascomycota; Eurotiomycetes; Chaetothyriales; Herpotrichiellaceae
Product: spermidine synthase
Exons: 3
Coding region: 1-879 (292 amino acids)
Biological process (GO): spermidine biosynthetic process
Cellular component (GO): cytosol
Molecular function (GO): spermidine synthase activity
Source: RefSeq, a predicted model, not a curated record